AUGUCAAUGAAUGAAUUAUUAAAAAUUGUACGAUAUUCAAAUUUAUUUGAUCUUAAUCAUUUAAUGGAUGCAAUUGAUUCAAUAAAUGAUGAAACAAAAACAUCUGUUAAUAAUAAUGAUGAUAGUACGAAUCAAUCAGGAAAUAAUAAAGAUUUAUUUUUAAUACGUGGAAAAAAUUAUCGAGGAAGAUUAAGAUUAGAUGAAAAUAUUGCGACAAAAAUACAUCAUGCUCAAGUUACAGAUGGAGAAAUGAAACAUGCAUUGCUCGAUGGUGAUGCAACUAAUUAUGAUCUGGAUCGUGGUUUUACUCGACAUCCAAUUGAUGAUAUGCGUAGUAUUUGUGUGAAAUUAGAUGGUCCAUCGAUUAUUAAUCAUAUUAAAUUAUUACUUUGGGAUAAAGAUACCCGUGCAUAUUCAUAUUAUGUUGAAGUAUCAGUUGAUGAUCUAACAUGGACACGUAUUAUUGAUUAUCGUACAUAUUUAUGUCGUUCAUGGCAAAAAUUAUAUUUUGCACCAGUUGUUGCCACAUCAAUACGUGUUGUUGGUACACAUAAUACUGUAAAUAAAGUUUUCCAUCUUGUUUCAAUGGAAGUUUAUUAUAUUCAAAAACCAUUUGCACUUAUUGGUGAUAUUUAUGCUCCAGUAGAAAAUGUUGCAACAUUAGAAGGUAGUGCUGUUGUAUCAGAAGGUGUUAGUCGAGUACGAAAUGCAUUAAUUAAUGGAGAUUAUCUUUCUUAUGAUUGGGAUUCAGGAUAUACAUGCCAUCAGCUUGGUUCAGGCGGAAUUGUUAUUCAAUUAUGUCAACCACAUGUUGUUAGUUCUAUGAGAUUAUUACUUUGGGAUUGUGAUAAUCGGUCAUAUUCUUAUUACAUUGAAACAUCAUAUGAUAAUAUGACAUGGUCAAAAGUUGUUGAUAGACAAACAGCUGCUUGCAGAUCAUGGGAAAUCUUAACAUUUUCUCCACGUAUUGUCGUUUUUAUACGUAUAUGUGGUACACAUAAUACUGCUAAUGAAGUCUUUCAUUGUGUACAUUUUGAAUGUCCAUGUCGACCUGAUGUACUUAAAUCUUAUAUGAAUGAGCAAACAUCUAUGUUAACAAGUGAUGAUCGUGAAGAAAAUAGUGUAACAUAUGAACAGUUUUAUAAGUUAUUUGAACCAUUAAUUGAUACAGCAGCAUUAAAUAAUCCUCCAUCAACAACUGAUAAUGGUUCAUUAAUUCAAAUGCAUACAUUAUUGCCAUUUCUUAUAAAACCAUCUUUAUCAUCAAUAUAUCCUCUUGAAAAAGAAAAUGAUGAAAAGAAUACAUAA
Molecule: messenger RNA, 1308 nt
Organism: Adineta steineri
Lineage: Eukaryota; Metazoa; Rotifera; Eurotatoria; Adinetida; Adinetidae
Source: the annotation of a GenBank genome assembly